Saccostrea echinata is the source of this 3811-nucleotide messenger RNA. RefSeq lists its product as uncharacterized. The record is from RefSeq and is a predicted model, not a curated record. Lineage: Eukaryota; Metazoa; Mollusca; Bivalvia; Ostreida; Ostreidae. Bases 22 to 951 code for a protein of 309 amino acids. The transcript has 5 exons.
CCUACUGUACAAAUUACGGCGAUGACUUAUCCGCGCUACAAUGCUGACUUUGCUGUCAAGAUUUUGUGUCUUCUAUUUGUACCUGUGGUCACCCUGAAUAAAACAAUUAUACACCUAGAUACUUCAGAGGAUAGAAACUGUGGAGGGAUAUACAACAUCUCGUCUGAAAACGAGAUCAGCUUAGUGGCAAGCGGAAGACUUCAUGGUGGCACAUGCGCAGUGACUUUUCGCACUGAUAACCAUAGCAGUUUAAAGUGCGGGAAAAUUUGCAUUAAGAUGACAAUCUCUCAGCUUCAGACUUGCGACAUGAAAAUGCUGUUCGUACCUGUAGUAUUCGACAAAUCAAAAGUCGAAAAUCCUAAGAGCUUCGAUUGCCGAUCGCCUUUCCCCGACGCUUGGUGUCCAUCGGCUGACGUUUUAUACGUCCUCCUGACGGAGAGCAAUCGGUAUCCCCGGACAACAGAAAACCAUUACAAGUUUGAAAUUGACGUCACGCCACAGUGCGUCACCAAGAGAGACAAAACAAAAGAGAGAGAAGCCAAAAUCUCGUACACGUAUCAUGAGAAGAAAAGUGUAAGAGAAAAGUGGAUCUAUAUAGAGGGCGUUAUUGUCAGUAUUUGCCUCGCUUCUAUUUUCCUGGUGGCUCUGGUUGUUCUGUACUGUUACUACAAAGCUCAGAAGGAAAACGGACCAUCCCGUAGUGAUGUUCCCAAAAGUUCAAGUAAAAAGCCUAUUCUUUCAAAUGUCAGAUCAAAGUUGCCAUUUCGAUCUCAUAAACGAAAGAGUCAUGACAGCGCAAGAUCUUCUGAAAGCUACCAGAAAAUUAUGGACACUGACCAGAAUCUCAAACCGGAUGUGGAAGUGAGUGAUAUAAUGCAGGACCGCACUGACUCAGCAUCCACGCUUGUGGUUGGUCUAGACAAUAAGCGGGUCGCAGAAAAUCAAGUUUAACAAUAUAUACAUCUGAAACACUAAUGCCUUUAUCCAAUCGAAAAUUGCCCCAGCGCUAACCAACCAAUUUCUAUCUCUGUUGAUAUUCAGGACACGUGUGUAAAAUGUUUCGCAAAAUAUCGUAAGGCAUUACUAGAACUCUGUUUUGUGAGUGCCCUAUAGUGAUCAGUCUGCCUGUCCUUCCGAAUUUAUUUGUCCGGAGAAUAUUAUGUCUCCCUUUGGCCCAUUCAGUCUCAAACUUCACCCAUAGAUUGCCCGUAGGAAGAGGGUGUGCACUGACCUUGAACCAAUUUUCUCGACCAAAGAUCAAGAUCGGUAAAACCUCUCUGUGUAAAAUCCUUGUGUGGAGUAUAUUUUCUUCUCCCUUUGGUCUUGCCUGGCUCAAACUUAACCAUAGAGUUCUAAUAGCUAGAAAGUUGCAGUGAUCUUGAACCAAUUUCCUAAGCAUGUGGUCAAGGUCAGACAACCACUUUUUGUAAAAUCCUUCUCCGGAGAAUAUUUUGUUUCGCCCCAGCUCAUCUGACUCGAACUUCACCCGAAAAAAAUCCCAUGGGUAGUUGGUGUGCAGUGACCUUAAACAAAUUUUCUAGAUGAAAGGUCAAGGUCAGAAAUCCUUUUUGCAUCAAAAAUCCUUGUCCAGAGUAUGCAUCUCUUUCCGUCGCAGUCAGGCUCAAACUUCGUCCAUAGAGUACCCGUGGGUAGAGGGAAUGCAGUGAUGAAAUAUGAAGAUAACGAACAGUAUUCAAUCUCGAACGUCCAAUGAAACGAUACAAAUUUGGAGCAAAGCAAACACGGACCUCAAAAUUUAGAGGUGGGAUCAGGUGCCAUGGGAUCUUGAAUCAAUUUUCCAAUCGAAGGACAAGGUCGAAAAACUCCUCUGCGUAAAAUCCUUUUCCGGAGCAUUUUUCCUCGGCUACAAAUUUACCAUAGAGUUUUCAUUGGUAGAAGGCGUGCCGUGACCAUAAACCAAUUUUCUACAUAUACAUGUAUAAGGUGAAGGUCAGAAAACCUCUGUGUAAACUUGUCCGGUGCAUAUUUUCUUUCCCCUUGGCCUUAUUUGGCUUAAACUUUACCCAUAGUAUCCCUAUGGGUAGAAGGUGUGAAGUGAUCUUGAACUAAUUUUCUCGAUCAAAAUUCAAAGUUGAAUACUAGUAACCUCUCUGCGUAAAAUCCUUGUCUAAAGCAUAUGUUCUCUCCCAUUGGCCCAAUCAGGCUCAAACUUCACCUAUAAAGUGCCUGUUAGUAGAGGUUGUGCAGUGUCCUUGAACCGGUUUUCUAGAUGAAAGGUCAGGGUUGAAAAACCUCUCUGUGUAAAUUCCUUGUUCACAGCAUAUUUUCUCUCCCCUUUGGCCUAGUUGGACUAAUACUUCACCCAUAGAGCGCCAAUAUGUAGAGAGUGUGCAGUGAUCUUGUAUCAAUCUUUAUAGAUGAAAGGUCUGGGUUGGAAAACCUCUGAUUUAAAUCCUUAUCCUUGGCAUAUUUUCACAUUCCUUGGCCCAGUCUGACUUAAACUUCACCCAUAAGAGUGUCCACUGGUAGAGUGUGUGCAGUGUCCUUGAGUUAAGUUUCUAGGUCAGUGGUCAAGGUCAUUGUAACUCUGUGUAAAAUCUUUUUCUCACAUUGUCCCCGUCAGGCUCAAACAUCAACAAAGAGAGUCCUUGGAUAAAGAGGCUUACAUCUUAAUAUUCUUUACUAAAAGCGAUGCCCUUUAAGAUGGUCACCAUCUCAGAUAUGUUACGUUUUAUCUAAUUAACCUCUAGCUUACCAUUUAACAGAAUGACAUCAUUUUCAAAAAUGUUUGUCUUGUUUUUUUUAUUAAAUUAUUUGAAUAUUUGAUUCAAUUGUUAUUUAAUUAGCUACUGUCAUUUUUGCUGAUAUUUUUUAACUGUGCAAUUCGUUAUGGCUGUACGUCAUAUUUUGUACUUUUAAUUCAUUUGUGUGUGUGUGAUUUGAAUAUGCAAAUGAGAACUUUUUUUAGGUAACAGUUGCUUUCUUCAUAAUUGUCCGUGUUGGACUGCAUUGAAAUCACGUUUUUGGAGGUAUAUAUGUGUGGGAUUAUAUCCUUAAAUAUUAAGAGGGCAAUAUUGUCAAUUGUAUUUUUUAAACAAAGUUGUACUGUAAGAUUAUUCUAAAACAUUUUUGUCUUUUGCAUUUUGAAUGUUUUUAUAUUACAUAUGCACGUUUUGAAAAUCAAAAAUGAAUCACAACUGAAAUCGCUCUGUGGUUAUCAUUCAACCAUUGUCUAUUUGCUUGUAUUAUAUUUACAUAAGAUGUCAAGGUCUAAGUUUCACCUAAAAACAACAAAUGGGGUGUGAAUAGCACAAUAGUCAAAGUUGUUUAAAACUCACAAGCUAAUAUGUGUAUAUAAUUAUUUUAAGGGAUGUCAACGAAUAUUCGAAUAUUCAAAUAUUCAUUCGAUGAGUUGAUAUUCGAAUAUGAAUUUAAGAUUCGAAUAUUCGGUGUUUUUUUCAGAUUUCAUAAAAAGAAGUACUGUGAUUAAUAAAUUUUGAUUAGAACAGUGCUGGAAUUAUCCCUGUUUAAUUUAUUAGCGAUCAAUUUCGAUCGCCUGAUUUCUUUCACUACUUUCUUAUCUUACGUAUCUACUAAAUUAUUGUACCCCCCGCUUGAAAAGUGGGAGGGUAUAUAGUGAUCGGGGUGUCCGUCCGUCUGUUACGCUUUGGGGUACCUAUCUCUUAUCCGCAACUCCUCUUAUACCACUGAAUGAAAUUUAAUGAGACUUUCACAGAAUCUUUGUUACAUCGUGCCAUUGUGCACCUCCUAUUUUACUUUUUGAUCUGACACUUAUUUUGGGUCUCUCAGGGCAAAACAUGGACUUUGCCAUUAUAAUCAUAUGGGAGGC